UCCUCACCUCUUCUUUCUAAGUUUUUACCACACUUUCCUCAUUUCCUCUCUCUCUCUCUCCCUUCUCUCUAACAAAGCCCAAUUAGCACCGUCGAUCGAGAAUGGAAUCAAUGGUGCAGGUGGCCAAGGGUGAAACGGCGCCGUUUUGGACUGAGGAGAGGCACGUGCACUUCCUCAACACCAUGGAAGCCUCCUUCGUCCGCACAAUGCUCCACCGCAACGGAGGGGACUACUACUCCGGUAGAUGGCAGCUACUCCGGCUGGACCGCCACCUCCCGGACUCGUCGGAAUCCACCUUGGACUCGGAAGAAAGCCGCAACAGCAAGAUGAAGAAGAAGCAUGAAGCCUCACCGUCAGGUAGGGUUCUAGAAGGGUCCCCGAUCCAGAACGGAGAAAAGAAGAUCCAUGAGAAGGAGAAGGAGAUCAUCGCAACUACACAUUUCAUCAAUGGAGGAACAGGUGGUCCCAGAAAUAGAAAAUGGAGGAGCAGAAGAUACUGCUUUUGUUGGUGAGCAUCAUAAACAUUGAGUUAAGUAAUCUUCAUUGUUUAGUACCAUCUUCCAUCGCUCCUGUUCCUGCUCCCGCCGGCAAAGAAACACAGAUGAAGCCUUUUUUUCCCCUUUGCAUUAUUAUUGGUGGGCUAUACUAGCUGUUAACAAUUCUUUCUAUCUUCUAUUGUAACUUAUUUUCCAUGCUUAUCUUGUUCCGAAGAGAUAAUAUUUAUUUAUAUUUGAACUCCUUUGUUUUUUUUUUGGGUGAUUUAAGGGUUGUCUUUUUCUUA
Molecule: messenger RNA, 781 nt
Organism: Arachis duranensis
Lineage: Eukaryota; Viridiplantae; Streptophyta; Magnoliopsida; Fabales; Fabaceae
Exons: 3
Coding region: 102-512 (136 amino acids)
Biological process (GO): response to cold; regulation of circadian rhythm
Source: RefSeq, a predicted model, not a curated record